AUGGCACGCCAAAUUGUUGUUGUUGCUCUUGUUCUGAUGGCCACCGUGGGCUUGGCUUUUGGCGCCGACGCCCCCGGCCCCAGCGCCAGUGCCGCCGCCACCACAACCCCCAAACCCGGUCUCCCAACGUUUAGUGGUGUGCCUGUUUCCGGACCCGUAGCCGCCGCCGACAAUAACCAAGUGGGAACCAUGGGCGGUGACAGCGGUGAGGGCGCUGCCGCUCCUUCUCCCAGUGGCAGUGCUUCUAGCGAUGGUGUCACGGCCGGCUCUGUUGGUGGACCUGUCUCCGAGUCAACUUUUGGCUCCAUUGAUGGUGGCAAUGCCGAGAGUCCUAAGGCUAGCGUUGCCACCGCGGAACAGCUCUCCGCUGGAGCAGUUGUUGCCGCUGGCGUGGCCGCCUCCUUGUUCUUCUAA
Molecule: messenger RNA, 414 nt
Organism: Prunus dulcis (almond)
Lineage: Eukaryota; Viridiplantae; Streptophyta; Magnoliopsida; Rosales; Rosaceae
Product: anther-specific protein BCP1
Exons: 1
Coding region: 1-414 (137 amino acids)
Source: RefSeq, a predicted model, not a curated record